Molecule: messenger RNA, 1565 nt
Organism: Planococcus citri (citrus mealybug)
Lineage: Eukaryota; Metazoa; Arthropoda; Insecta; Hemiptera; Pseudococcidae
Exons: 6
Coding region: 142-1188 (348 amino acids)
Source: RefSeq, a predicted model, not a curated record
AAAAAGUUGAAGUGCCAUCAAAACACCAAAAAAAAAAAAAAGAAAAGAAAAAAAAACAUAAAAGGGAGAAACAAUAUUAACAACUUUUCAGUGUAUUUCAAUCUGAUUUAGGUGUAGAUUUAUCAACUUCGAUCGUUCAUAAUGUAUUUAGCGUGUACUAGGAAAAAGCUGCCAAAUGCUCCAGUUACAGCUGAGCAGGUUGAUAAUAGUAUUGUAAAAGUCACUCCGAUGAAGAGGAAGAAUUUUUCGGCUGAAGAGAUCAAUUUCUUAAAGACGCUUAUUCAGAAGUAUAGGCCUAACCAGAUUGAAAAUAAGAAGACAGAUACUGCUAAUUUAGGAGAAAAGCAAAGAAUAUGGGAAAGUAUUACCGCUGAAUUUAAUGCUCAUUUUCAAAAUGAUGAAGAGACUAGUGUUAAACAAUUAAGAAAGUUAUGGGAUAAUUUGAAGACACGAAGAAAAAACGAACUUCUUCGUGAACGUUUAGUUGACGACGAUUCCACUUCUGCAGAAUUGAAACAUAAAUUAAGCAAUUCUAAUUACGAUGAUAUUUCCGAUUCCCUAGAUAGUAAUGCCAUGAGCGUCGAUUUUCCAAGCGCGUUAGAUGAAAAUUCUUAUCUGACGAAUAAUAGUCCUAAUAGUUGGGCAUUACCUAUUGAGACAGUCAUUAUUGAAAAUGAAAGUGAAGAGACAUAUAGAGAUACGUACAAAGACGCCACUCAUCAUCAACCAGAUGACAAUUUCGUUGAACCUAGUGAAGCUGUGAAUAAUUGUACAUGUAGUCAAACGAAAAAAGAAAUGGAAUUAAGGCAUAAAAAAAUUAAACUCAUAUUGCAAGAAGAAGAAGCCUUGUAUAAAAUGAAAAAAGACGAGCAGCAAUUGAAAAAUGAAAUUGCUAAAGUACAAUUGAAAAUCGUCAAGGAGAAAAAAGCCUAUUUAGCGAAAAAAAGAAAACUCCAGUUGCAAAUUCUUACCAAACAACUAGAUAAUUCAAAUAGAGCGGAAUCUAACGAAGAAGUUCGGCCGAAAUUGAGCAACUGCGUUGCUGAUAGUGAUGAAAGUGGAGUAGACGACUCUAAAGUCAAAAUUAACAAUUGUGUUAAAGUCGAAAAGGAUUCCGAAGAUAUAAGUAACAAUUGCCUGGUUGCGAACGGAAAACUCGAGAAUGAGGUGAAUAAUCUCAGAAGAUAAAGAAUUUUUAUAUAUGGCAUCAUGACGUUUUAAAAAUAAGAUUAUUUCUCUCUCUCUCUCUCUUUCUUUUUCUUCUUUUUUUUUUUUUUAGUAAAGUACAAUACAGCAUGAUUGUUGGUCAGUGUCGGGUUUUUUAUAUACCUUUUCAUUUUACGUCUGUCAAAUUGUUGUAACGUUAAUUUAAAUUACGUAAAAGUACGUAAUUGUACAGAAGUUAUCGCGUUUAUGUUUGAAUAUUUGUGUUUUUCUAUGUAUUUUUUAACGUUUUUAAUGUACUUAUAGAAAUGUUUAUUAUAUUUAUUGUGUUUGAUGAUACAUGUAUAAAAAGUAUUCGAUUGUUCAAUUUCUCUUCUGUAAUUAUAGGACGUUGAAAAUAA